AUGAGAUUCUCUAACAUCACCCUUGCGACCAUCUUGGUCUCCACCGCUUUUGCCGCGCCAUUGGCCGAUGCCAAGGCCAACGCCGUCGCUGUUGCUGAACCAGAAGCGGGUUUGGUGUCCUGGGCCGAGGGCCUUGUUACCGGUGCCGUCAGUGAUGUUGAAGGGUUGUUUGUCUCGCUUACCAGUG
Babjeviella inositovora NRRL Y-12698 is the source of this 187-nucleotide messenger RNA. RefSeq lists its product as uncharacterized. The record is from RefSeq and is a predicted model, not a curated record. The annotation marks the transcript as partial. The transcript has a single exon. NCBI's taxonomy places the organism in Eukaryota, Fungi, Ascomycota, Pichiomycetes, Serinales.